AUGCAGAGUGGGCUCCCAAAUGGCACCCCCGCCCCGCCUGUCACGGCGCACGAUGCGACACACACUGACGCCGUUUUGGAGCUUUCAGAUGGCACCGCAUUCCGUGGAAUUAGUUUUGGUGUAGAGGGCAAGAGUGUCGCUGGCGAAUGCGUCUUCCAGACCGGCAUGGUUGGAUACACUGAGUCGCUGACCGACCCGUCGUACGAGGGACAGAUCCUGAUCCUCACCUACCCUCUCAUCGGCAACUACGGCGUGCCAGCACGCCCAGAGACCGUCGAUCCUGAGAAGAUCCCACACGAGUUCGAGUCUUCCCGCAUUCACGUCGCCGCCGUGGUCGUCGGAUACUACUCCGAAGACUACAGCCACUUCCUAGCCGGGUCGUCCCUCGGCCAGUGGCUCAAGGAGAGCGGUGUGCCAGCGAUCUACGGUGUGGACACACGUGCUCUCACCAAGAAGCUCCGCGAGAAGGGUUCCACACUGGCGCGCAUCCUGGCGCGCAAGCCUGGUGCCCAUGCUACUCAUAUGAGGACCUUGAGCGUCGAAAGCGCCUCGCGCGCGCCCUCGCCUCCGGGCUUGUGGAGAGACGACUACGCGGACAUUCCCUUCAGCGACCCUAACACUCAGAACCUGGUCGCGGUGGUCUCUACCCCGGUUGCUCGCGUCUACAAGCCAGUGGUCGAGCCCCGCAUGCACCCUUCCGAAAAGCGUCCUCUCCGUAUCAUUGCGGUUGACGUUGGUAUGAAGUACAACCAGAUUCGCUGCUUCACGCACCGCGGCGUUGAGCUCAAGGUCGUCCCUUGGGAUUACGACUAUCUGUCGCCCUCUGAAGAAAAGUUUGACGGAUUGUUCAUCUCGAACGGCCCCGGCGAUCCUACCAUGGUCAAGCCUACUAUUGAGCGGCUCCGUCGGGUCAUGCAGAAGGCGGAUCGCCCCAUCUUUGGUAUUUGUCUCGGACACCAGCUACUCGCGCUCGCGGCUGGUGCUCAGACGUCUAAGAUGAAGUACGGUAAUCGAGGACACAACAUCCCAUGCACAGACGCCAUCAGCGGCCGCUGCUACAUCACCAGCCAGAACCACGGCUUCCAGGUUGACACUGCGACACUGCCCGAGGGUUGGAAGGAGCUCUUCAAGAACGCGAAUGAUGGCUCCAACGAAGGCAUUUACUGUGUUGACAAGCCCUUCUUCUCCGUGCAGUUCCAUCCCGAAUCGACACCUGGUCCGCGGGACACCGAGUUCCUCUUCGAUGUGUUCAUCCAGAACAUAGUCGACUGCGCGACUACCAACUCUCUCGUCCCCAUCUCGAUGCCCGGCGGCACCAAGGAGGAGAACGAGAAGCGCAUACCCCGUGCAGACGUGCAGAAAGUGCUCAUCCUCGGCUCUGGUGGCCUUUCCAUCGGCCAGGCCGGCGAGUUCGACUACUCGGGUUCGCAGGCGAUCAAGGCACUCAAGGAAGAGGGCAUCUACACCAUCCUCGUGAACCCGAACAUUGCGACGAUUGCGACGUCCAAGGGUCUCGCGGACAAGGUCUACUUCCUUCCCGUGACGCCUGAGUUCGUGCGGAAGAUCAUCCAGUACGAGAAGCCCGACGGCAUCUACGUCACGUUCGGCGGGCAAACCGCGCUCAACGUCGGCAUCAAGCUCAAGGACGAGUUCGCGGGCUUCGGGUGCAAGGUGCUCGGAACCCCGAUCGAGACGAUCAUCAUGACCGAGGACCGCGAGCUGUUUGCGAACGCCAUGGCGGAGAUCGGCGAGCGCUGCGCGCAGUCGAGCACCGCCACGGCGCUCGACGAGGCCCUCGCUGCCGGGAACGAGAUCGGCUACCCCGUCAUCGUGCGUGCGGCGUACGCGCUCGGCGGUCUGGGCUCUGGCUUUGCACAAAACGACGACCAGCUCAAGGCGCUGUGCAGCAAGGCGUUUGCGACUAGUCCGCAGGUGCUCGUUGAGAAGAGUAUGAAGGGCUGGAAGGAGAUCGAGUACGAGGUGGUCCGUGAUUGCAGGGAUAAUUGCAUUACGGUCUGUAACAUGGAGAACUUUGAUCCUCUCGGUAUCCACACCGGAGACUCGAUCGUCGUCGCUCCCUCACAGACGCUCUCAGACGCGGACUAUAACAUGCUCCGCACGACCGCGAUCAACGUCAUUCGGCACCUCGGCGUCGUCGGCGAGUGCAACAUCCAGUACGCGCUCAACCCGACGUCGAAGGAAUACUGCAUCAUCGAGGUCAACGCGCGUCUGUCGCGUUCCUCCGCGCUUGCGUCCAAGGCGACGGGCUACCCACUCGCGUUCAUCGCUGCGAAGCUUGGCCUCGGCAUCCCGCUGAACGAGAUAAAGAACUCGGUCACGAAGGUCACCAGCGCAUGCUUCGAGCCGAGCUUGGACUACUGCGUCGUGAAGAUCCCGCGCUGGGACCUCAAGAAGUUCCACCGUGUCAGCAGGCUGCUCAGUUCCAGCAUGAAGUCGGUCGGCGAGGUCAUGAGCAUCGGUCGCACGUUCGAAGAGACGAUCCAAAAGGCCAUUCGUGCUAUUGAUGAUCAGUUCCUGGGCUUCGCCAAGAAUGACUUCGUCGAGGAUAUUGACGAGGAGCUCGAGAACCCUACCGAUAAGCGCAUUUUCGCCAUCUCGACUGCCUUCCAUCGUGGUUAUUCCGUCGAGAAGAUCUGGCAGAUGACCAACAUCGACAAGUGGUUCUUGACUAAGCUCGAGUCGAUUUACAAGACUGAGAUCAAGCUUACCUCCUACAACGUCUCGACGAUCACCCCAGAGGUGCUUCGCCAGGCCAAGCAACUGGGCUUUUCUGACCGUCAGCUUGCCAGCUGCAUGGGUUCGAACGAGCUCGCUGUGCGCCGACUCCGCCAGGAAUACAUUAUUGCGCCCUUCGUCAAGCAGAUCGACACUGUCGCUGCCGAGUUCCCGGCAUUCACGAACUAUCUGUACACGACCUACAACGCAAUUGAGCACGACAUCAACUUCGACGACCGUGGUGUCAUGGUGCUCGGCUCAGGUGUCUACCGCAUCGGCUCGUCCGUCGAGUUCGAUUGGUGCGCUGUUCGGGCCAUUCGCACCCUGCGCGACAACGGCCUGCCUACCGUCAUGGUCAACUACAACCCUGAGACGGUCAGCACCGACUAUGACGAGGCCGAUCGCCUGUACUUCGAGAACAUUAGCCUUGAGACGAUCUUGGACAUCUACGACGUCGAGGGCUCGCGUGGCAUUAUUAUUUCCAUGGGUGGACAGACCCCGAAUAACAUUGCGCUCCCGCUGUAUCGCCAGAACGUCAAGAUUUACGGUACCUCCCCUGAGUUGAUCGACACGGCCGAGAACCGGUACAAGUUCUCGCGUCUGCUCGACGAGAUUGGUGUCGACCAGCCCAAGUGGAAGGAGCUCUCGAGCUUCGAAGAGGCGCACGCGUUCUGCGAGUCCGUAGCCUACCCGGUGCUCGUCCGCCCGUCCUAUGUACUCUCUGGCGCCGCCAUGAACGUCGUGUUCAGCCCCGACGACCUCUCGAGCUACCUUUCGCAGGCGACAGCAGUCUCGCGCGACCACCCGGUAGUGAUCUCGAAGUACAUCGAGGGCGCGAAGGAGAUCGAGAUGGACGCGGUCGCGAAAGACGGCAAGAUGAUCAUGCACUACAUCUCGGAGCACGUCGAGAACGCGGGCGUGCACUCUGGCGACGCGACGCUCAUCCACCCGCCGCAGGACCUGGACCCGGAGACGGUGCGUCAGAUCGAGGAGGCGACGGCCAAGAUUGGCAACGCGCUCAACGUCACCGGGCCGUUCAACAUCCAGUUCAUCGCGAAGAACAACGAGAUCAAGGUCAUCGAGUGCAACCUUCGCGCUGCGCGCUCGUUCCCGUUCGUGUCCAAGGUCACGGGCAUCGACGCGAUCGAGAUGGCGACCAAGGUCAUGCUCGGCCUCUCCGUCGAGCCGUACCCCGACGCGGGCCUCCCGUCAGACUACGUCGGAGUGAAGGUGCCGCAGUUCUCGUUCAGCCGCCUGUCCGGUGCCGACCCCGUGCUUGGUGUCGAGAUGGCUUCCACUGGCGAGGUUGCGUGCUUUGGACACGACAAGUACGAGGCGUACGUCAAGGCGCUCAUUUCUACCGGUAUCGUCCUCCCUAAGAAGAACAUCCUCUUCUCGAUUGGCGGAUACAAGGAGAAGCUCGAGCUCCUGCCCUCGAUUGCGAAGCUGCGGGCCGCGGGCUAUGAGAUAUUUGCAACGUCGGGCACCGCUGACUUCCUGACGGAGCACAACAUCCCUUGCAAGUACCUCGAGACGCUUCCAGAGGACAGCAACGAGAAGCAGAAGGCUGAGUACUCGCUCACGCAGCACUUGGCGAACAAUCUCAUCGACAUGUACAUCAACUUGCCGUCGAAAAACCACUAUCGCCGUCCCGCUAGCUACGCAAGCAAAGGUUAUCGCACCCGUCGUAUGGCCGUCGACUUUGCCGUGCCGCUCAUCACGAACGUCAAGGUCGCGAAGAUCCUGUUCGAGGCUCUCAUUCGCCGCCUCUCUCUGGAUGUCUCGCCUAUUGACUACAAGACAUCGCACAGCACGUAUACGUUUCCCGGACUCAUCAACGUGUCUGCGUUCGUCCCUGGCCUAACCGAGCCAACGCCCGCAGAUUUCAUCGAGGCGACCAAGGCCUCCAUUAGUGGCGGCUUCUCUACCGCGCUUGUGCUACCCUUCGGCCAGAGCGGACCUACGGCUGACGAGAAGAUGUUCGAGUCUAUUCGGGCGAACGUUGCGUCUAGCGCCUUCUGCAGCUACGCUUUCAGCAUCACGGCUACUCCGUCGAACGUCAAUGUGCUCGAUGAGGAUCUUCAGGCGGAUGCCAAAUCUCUGUUCAUCCCCUCUGACUUCACGGACAUGGCCGGAUUGGCUGCGCACUUCAACGCUUGGCCGCCGAACAAACUUAUCGUCACGAACGCCAAGGGUGCGCACCUCGCGCCUAUCCUCCUCCUGGCAGGUUUGCACAAUCGCCCCGUCCACGUCACGGACGUGCAGCACAAGGACGACAUGCUCCUCAUUUCGCUUAGCAAGGGCAAGCAGCUGAAUGUCACCUGCGAUGUCUCUGUGUAUUCGCUGUUCUUCGCUCGUGAGCAAUUCGGCGGUGUCGACUGUCUUCCGAGCGUGGAGGACCAAAAGGCGCUCUGGAAGAGCUUGGACGCAAUCGAUGCUUUCUCGACUGGCAACGUCCCGUUCCGCCUCGCAAAAGCCCUUGGCAAGGAGGCCAGCGCAUGGUCUGGCGUCGAGGAGGCGCUUCCUCUGCUCCUUACCGCUGUCUCUGAGGGCCGUCUCUCGCUCAAGGAUGUCCAGCUGCGUUUGCACGACAAUCCUAUCCGCAUCUUCGGCCUUCCCGACCAGGCACAUACUCAUAUCGAGGUCAUCGUCGGCAGGAAGACUAAGGCGUCUAGCGUGCUCGGCAAGAAAAGCAAGGCCUGGUCUCCUGCGGAGUCGCGUGUCCUCGAUGGCGCAGUACAUCGUGUUCUCGUCCACGGCCAGACUGCUUACCUCGAUGGUGUCCUCAACGUCACCCCGUUGGGUCGUGAUGUCUCUAGCGCAGUUAUCGUGCACCCCACCAGGGAACGAGCCGCCUCGAUCUCUUCCGUUGCUCCGCCUAAGCCAGAGCUCUCCAACUUAUUCACUAGUCCCCCGCUGCCCAUGCAGCAGCUGCCGCCCGCACAGCCGGUCUCAGCUCUGUACGGUCCACUCAACGCUCCUUCCAUCUUGUCGCACUUGACACCCCACCCUGCGUUCCACCGCAAGCACAUUCUCUCUGUCAAGCAGUUCACGCACAAGGACAUCCACGACCUCUUCUCUCUUGCGCAUGAGAUGCAGCUGCAGGUUGAGCGGAACGGCAUCCUCGACAUCCUCAAGGGCAAGGUCCUCUGUACGAUGUUCUACGAGCCCUCAACGCGCACUUCCUCCUCAUUCGAUGCUGCGAUGAAGCGCUGCGGUGGUGAGGUCGUCCAGGUCAACGUCGACACUUCUUCCGUGCUCAAGGGCGAAACCCUCCCGGACACAAUCCGCACGCUUGGCUGCUAUGCGGACGCCGUUGUGCUCCGGCACCCCGACGUCGGCAGUGCGCAGCUGGCAGCUAAGUUCUCACCUGUGCCCGUCCUUAACGCCGGCGACGGUGUCGGCGAGCAUCCCACGCAGGCGCUGCUCGAUGUCUACACGAUUCGUUCAGAGCUCGGCACCGUCAACGGUCGGGUGAUCACACUUCUCGGCGACCUGAAGAACGGACGCACGGUCCACAGCCUCGUGACGCUCCUGUGCAUGUACAGCGUGCGCCUGAACUUCGUCGCGCCGGCGUCUCUCGCGAUGCCUGCGUCGGUCGUGUCCGCGGCACGCAAGGCGGGAGUGAUGGUAAACAUGUAUGAGUCGCUCGAGGACUGUCUUGGACAGACGGAUGUGCUGUACGUGACGCGCAUCCAGAAGGAGCGCUUCGCGAGCGAGGCCGAGUGGCUGAGCGUGAAGGAUGCGUACCGCGUUAACCACUCGCUCCUCGCGCGCGCGAAGGAGGACAUGAUCGUCAUGCACCCUCUUCCCAGGGUCAAUGAAAUUGAUCCGGAAGUCGACUUCGACUCUCGUCGUGCAGUCUACUUCCGGCAGAUGCGCUACGGUCUUUUCGUAAGCCUCUCGCUUUCUCUCAUUCAAAGCCCUGACGUUGAUCAUUCGCAUAUCAGAUUCGCAUGGCCUUGCUCGCGAGCGUCAUGGGCUAGAUAUCAUCCCUUUCCCUCUCCUUUCUUUCACAAUCCUCUCUCGCUUGCAAAAAUCUGUCAUACUAUCUUGUAUCGUCUAGCAUCCGAAAGAGAAAGUAACAACACACACUACCAUGCAUUCUAUCAACUAUCUUGGGGAUUUGUCUCUUAG
Phanerochaete carnosa HHB-10118-sp is the source of this 6873-nucleotide messenger RNA. RefSeq lists its product as uncharacterized. Lineage: Eukaryota; Fungi; Basidiomycota; Agaricomycetes; Polyporales; Phanerochaetaceae. Gene Ontology annotation, cellular component: cytoplasm. Bases 1 to 6873 code for a protein of 2290 amino acids. The transcript has 6 exons. Gene Ontology annotation, molecular function: aspartate carbamoyltransferase activity; ATP binding; carbamoyl-phosphate synthase (glutamine-hydrolyzing) activity. Gene Ontology annotation, biological process: L-glutamine metabolic process; 'de novo' pyrimidine nucleobase biosynthetic process. The record is from RefSeq and is a predicted model, not a curated record.